AACUACUACGACACGUACGAGAGGCCGCGCCAGAGCAGCAGGUACAGACCCGGCUACGGCACCGGCUACUUCCAGCAUGGUCUCCCUGACUUAGUCCCGGAUCCCUAUUACAUCCAGGCGUCCACGUACGUGCAGAGGAUGUCUAUGUACAACUUGAGGUGUGCCGCUGAGGAGAACUGCCUGGCCAGUUCAGCUUACAGGUCAGAUGUCAGAGACUAUGAUAAUCGAGUGCUUCUGAGAUUUCCUCAAAGAGUGAAAAAUCAAGGCACAUCAGACUUUCUACCAAGCAGACCCCGAUAUUCAUGGGAGUGGCACAGCUGUCACCAACAUUACCACAGCAUGGAUGAAUUCAGCCAUUAUGACUUGCUGGAUGCCAACUCGUAUAGAAAAGUUGCAGAAGGACACAAAGCAAGUUUUUGUCUUGAAGAUACCUCCUGUGAUUAUGGAUAUUAUAGACGAUAUGCAUGUACAGCACAUACACAGGGACUGAGUCCUGGCUGCUAUGAUACCUACAAUGCUGAUAUAGAUUGCCAAUGGAUUGAUAUUACAGAUGUAAAACCUGGAAAUUACAUUUUGAAGGUUAGUGUAAACCCUAGCUAUUUGGUACCAGAGUCUGAUUACUCCAACAAUGUAGUACGAUGCGAUAUCCGAUAUACAGGCCAUCAUGCAUAUGCUUCUGGUUGCACAAUUUCACCAUACUAAGAUGCAAGAAAAUGGAUGAGUCAGUGCCAGUGUUUUGAAUUGAAAUGUUAUAUAAAUUCAAUAGGAUGUAAACACUUUAUAAAAACAAAUGCAGAGUACACAUACAUACAUACCCUUAUCUUAUGUGAUUUUGAAGCAUAAUGGCUGCUUCAUAACAACAUUUGUAACUGGAUUUUAGGCAUUCAAAUUGGCAUUGCUUUUUAAAAAAAUGAUUGAAAUGUGUGGAAAUGGUGAUUCAUGCACAGAUUUUCAAAUUUUACAGGAAAUCAAGUCAUUCACAGAAACCAUACGUGUUUCGUUAACUCUGCUGGAAAUCAGAGUGCAGAUAACAGCAGGAUUUGAUCAAUACAUUGCCUGUGAAUGAACUGAAAACAUUAAGGAGUAGAAGUAGAAAGAACUAAUGUUAGCUAGUCCAAUGAAUGUCAAAACAAAGACCAACUUGGGAACGGUGCUCCUGCCAUUACAGUAAGAUUGAUUUGCAUUCAUUUAAUGCAAAUGAGAAGUAUGUUCAGUUUAAAAGGGAUAUCAAUGCACGGCAAUGUUUAUAUAUGCAUUAGUUACCCCCUGCAUAUGACACUUGUUUACAUUUUUAAUAUGUUAAUAGGCAAACCAUUUUCUUAAAGAAUAUGUGAGGGCCUAUUUUGUUUUUUAGAAUAGAACUGGAGAACUGAGCCACCUUUCUGUAGGAACAGAGAUUUUUAAAGUAAACUCCUAAAAAGAUCCACCAUGAAUUCAGUGUGGGUAAUGUGGAUUAGAAUGCAUUUCUGUCCCUCAGAGUCAGGCUACUGAAAGAGACGUUGGACAGUCCCUGAUGUCAUCAUAAUCUGUGAAAACAAGGGUAAACUGAACAGGUUAAUCAACUGAAAAAACUGACAGUGGCAGUCAACUCAGGUGGCACCACAAAUAAAAGUUGAUCAAAGGCUUAUCAGGAUUUUCUUGGAAGAAAAGCCUUCUACUUGUAUUCCCAUUAACGUUAUUUUACAUUACGUACUGUAUUUGAUUGUUAAUUGCGCAUUUGUAUUAUUCAAGGAUUAAAAUAUUAUGCAAUA
Messenger RNA from Gavialis gangeticus (Gharial), 1751 nucleotides. It is a transcript of the gene LOX, whose product is annotated as lysyl oxidase. Gene Ontology annotation, molecular function: copper ion binding; protein-lysine 6-oxidase activity. Lineage: Eukaryota; Metazoa; Chordata; Crocodylia; Gavialidae. Gene Ontology annotation, biological process: peptidyl-lysine oxidation. The transcript is spliced from 7 exons. The coding region runs from base 139 to 702 and encodes 187 amino acids. The record is from RefSeq and is a predicted model, not a curated record.